CUGAAAACCUGAGUUCAGAUAGAAGCCGCUCAAGGACCCGUGGGUGGUCCCCGGACCCCACUUUGGGAAACCCUGCUCCUGCCACAGGAGUCUCCAGUUUACGCAGCGUAAAAACCUGCUGGAAGGAGAAUCUCUCCUGUCGGUGAGUCUCUGCACCAGCCGAGGUGAGCUGAGGUGAGGUCGACGUCUCCUCGGACCACACGGUCGGUGCGUAAAGGUGUGCGUAAACCCAGCGGACCGCAGGCGCGUCGGAUGAGAGAGCAGUGUCCGCCUGAUUGAAAUGUGCCGUCGUUGAUGUCACCGCGUCAUUCCAGGAGCCGACUUGGCCCCGCCGGUGCAGCUCGGAUCAUACGUUUCUGUGAUGGAGUGGCGCGAGCAGUCCGCGGUCGGCUGCGACGAAGCCUACUUGGAGGCGCAGAGAUGGAUUGAGGCAGUAACCAAGAAAAACUUCGGGAGCAGCGACUUCCGAUCAGCACUGGAGAAUGGCGUUCUGCUGUGCGAUCUAAUCAACAAGAUCAGGCCUGGCAUCAUCAAGAGGGUUAACAGGCUGCCCACACCUAUUGCUGGACUGGACAACCUCAACGUCUUCCUCAGGGCCUGCGGGAAGCUCGGACUAAAAGACGCGCAGCUCUUUCACCCCGGGGAUCUUCAGGACUUGUCCACAAGAGUUACAGUCAAGCACCAGGAGACCGACAGGAGGCUGAAAAAUGUGCUGAUCACCGUUUUCUGGCUUGGCAGGAGAGCUCAGGGCGACACCUUCUACGAUGGACCCUACCUGAACUUCAAGGCGUUCGAGGGAUUACUAGGCACAGCACUGUACAAGGCUCUGCAGGACACGUCCGGUCACACAGGCAGCAACGUCAGGGACAGCGGUUUCGGGGAUAGCUGGUACUCGGAGCGAGAGGAGAUCUACCAACUGAGAGGAGGAGGAGGAGGAGGAGGAGGAGGAGGACGCGGCAACAGCAACAGCAACAGCAACAGCAACAGCAACAGCAGCAGCGGCGGCGGCGGCGGACACAGAAGAGACGACUCCCUGGACAGUUUGGACUCUUUGGGCUCCCGACCUCAGAGCAUCUCCUCCGAGGCUACACUUAAAGGAAGCAGCGAGGGUUGUUGCAGCGACACCGAGGCCGACUCUGUCUUCAGGAUGGCCGAGAACAAGGACGGCCUCAGUUACCGCCGGUCGGUCGUCAUCACACCCAAGGCCAGCACGCCGUUCAACCAGUUUCUGCCCACCAAGGACAAGCCGUCGGCUUACGUGCCUGCGCCGCUGAGGAAGAAACGGGCCGAACGCAACGAGGACAACCGGCGCAGCUGGGCCAACCCCAUAUACACAGAGGAGGACGGCACACUCACCAGAGAGCACCCAAUGCAAGAGAGUAUCGACGGGAGUAAAUCAACGAGUGACAUCCAGGCCGAACCUGCCGCCAUGAGGCAGGUUCGCUACGAAGAGCUGCAGAAGGUCCGUGAGCAGAUAAAGGAGAGUGAUGAUCAGUGGCAGAAUGACCUGAGCAAAUGGAAGAACCGGCGCAGGAGUGUCAACUCUGACAUCGUGAAGAAGAAAGAGGAGCGCGAGAAGAUAGAGCAGAUCACCGCCAGCACCGACAGGAGGUCCAAGACCUUCAAGGAAAUGCAAGAGCAGAGAGAAAGUAAAGGAAAGAAAAGCAUCGGCAAUCGUUUUGGAUCUCUCUCUCUCUUGGAUGACGAGGAGGACGUAUUUGAGCAACCCGUCAUUGCCCCUCGUACCCGGGCCCUUCCUGCCAGGAGCUACACUAUUGACACUCCUUACCAUUCCUCUGAGCCCUCCCUGAGAGAGGUCGAACCCCCCGCUGCUUCCCCAGCGACCGUCAGGGCCGCUUCCCCUCCCACCUCACGGGAAGUUAAAAGUGUGGACCGUCCUGCGGGCAGCGACACCACGACCACCGUCACUCCCAUUCCCCAGAGCCGCAGCUCUACCCACCGCUCCCGGUCUCCUGCGGGUGCACCACUGCAAAGGAGUCCGGUCUCGGAGCGCACCAGAGCGGCCAAGACAGAGGAGACUACGACCACCGUCUCCUCUUCCAGCUCCCGACAACAGGUGCCGGUGCCAGAGCCGAGGCGCCCAUUGUCGGGCACGCAGACCGCGGUGGACGCCCCCUCCUCCGGUUUUCUGUACAAGCAACAACCGCAGCGCCGCUCGAUGGAACCCAAACCUCCCGCGGUGUCUCAGGUUUCCGCCUCCCUCCCCAGGAGCUACCAGAGAUCGGAUAGCGCCCGUAUAACCUCAGUUGUCACGCCAAGGCCCUUCGGGACCCAGUCCUCCCGCAUCACCUCCCUCCCGCGAGUCUUCGCAAUGGACGACUCUCACAAGCGUGUCAACGGCAACGUGGACGCAUCCAAAAAGUCGUCGGUGCCGACCCGCUAUCAGCAGUUCAUGACCCCCGAGGAAGAGGAUGAGUCCAGCUCGGCCCACAGCAGUGAAGAUGAGGAGGAAGAGGAGGAGGAGGAGUGGAAGAAGACAGCGCCGAAGAGCGUCAGCUUGGCUCAGAGCUCCUUGCCUGUCCCUGCUCCGGUCAAGAGCGAAGGUCCCGUCAGCCCUGCUCCGACCAAAGAAAGCAGCCAGGAGAACUACUGCGAGAUGCGGAUCAGCCUGAACCAGAAGCCCAACAGCAGCAGAGACUUCGGCUUCCAGGCUGCCUGGGACUCAACUGGCGCUCGCGUCACGUCCAUCCAGCCAGGCAGCUCGGCUGCGAUGUGCCAGCUCCAGGCCGGAGACGAGGUGCUGACGGUGAACAGGCACCAGGUGGCAAAAAUGAGCUACACGGACUGGAAGUCCUGCAUGGAGGAGGCCCUGCAGGAGGGCAGCCUGGUCAUGGACAUUCGCCGUCAUGGCAAGAACAUGCCGUUGCAUCGUCUGCAUGCAGACUGGGACAGAGAUCCACCUUCCCUGCCAUUUAAAAGCCAUAAGACCAUCAAUCUGACCAGUACGGAUCAUCCGAUACUUCUAGGUUCCACGGACGCACUCACCGCAAACUCCAGCCUGGACUUCACGUCGCGCGCUUCCGCGGAAACGCUGCUGCCCAAGGAGGUCGCCGCCAACCCAGUCGUCGAUUUGGCUUCAAACAGAGUUAAUGGAAGUUUCCAUGAGAAGUCAGUGACCAUGAGGAACAAAGAGUCAGAACCCAUGUCUUUGAAAAACUUAAAACGGAGGUCAGAGUUUUUUGAAAAAGGCGGCUCAGGGUCCCGUGUCAGUGCGCUGGUCUACCUCUGUGGAGGAUCCGAGGCUGCGAUGCCAGAUAUACCUGUUCCUCCAAUCACGCCCUCCAGCCGCUGGUCUUGGGAUCCGGAAGAGGAGCGCAGGAGACAGGAAAAAUGGCAGAAGGAACAGGAGCGCCUCCUCCAGGAGAAAUAUAAGCGGGGCCAGGAGAAAUUGCAGGAGGAGUGGCAGAAGGCCCAGGAGGAGAUCGCCAACAGCGUGGACCAACGAGAUGGAGCGAAGCCCUGGAGCCUGGACGGGAACAGCCACAGCCUCAUGCCACACUCGCCAGUCUUUCCAGUCAACCAGCCGACUUCUUCUCUGUGGGAAGAGGAAGAGAGAAAGAGGAAGGAGGAGCAGGAGAUCGAGCGCCGAAGGCAGGCGGUGGAGGAGCAGGAGCGCCAGAGGCAGGUAGCAGAGGAGCAGGAGCGCCAGAGGCAGGUGGCGGAGGAGCAGGAGCGCCAGAGGCAGGCGGCGGAGGAGCAGGAGCGCCAGAGGCAGGUAGCAGAGGAGCAGGAGCGCCAGAGGCAGGCGGCGGAGGAGCGGAGGAGGCGGGAGGAGGAGGAGCGAGAGCUGCAGCGUCUGCAGGAGGAGAGAAAGAGGAGAGAGAUGCAAGAGGCGGAAGUGAGGAGGAUGAGGGAGGAGGAGGAGCUGAGGUGGCAGAGGAGGAAGGAGGAGGAGAGGGCGGUGGAGGAGGAGAGGAGGCGGCAGCAGGCAGCGGCGGAGCAGCAGCGCCAAGAGCGGGAGAGAGCCUUCCGGCUGCAGCAUCAGCAGCAGCAGCAGCAGUGGGCUGCUGGCUCCCACGACUUUACCAAUGUGCAGCCGCCACUGUCCUUGGCAGACAGGGCAAAAUCUAAAUCAUCUCCCCAGCUUGAUGAAGACGAAAAACCUCAGAGGAGAGGAGUGCAUGUGCAGCCGGGGGGCAUGGCUCACUGGCUGCUGGAGGAGCAGUUGAGGAGUGUGCGUGACAGGCAGGCCCAGAGUCAGAGGGCCGCGUCAGAGCUGGAGAUGGAGAGGAGGAACAUCCUCAAUGCCAUGAGAUACAGAGAGCCAGAGAGAGUGUCGGGCAGUGGAGCGGACGAGAGGAAGGGUCAGCAGUCCCCGUCGCUGGCCGAGCUGGAGCGGCAGCAGAUCCUGAACGAGAUGAAGAAGAAAACGCCGCUGCUGACGGACAGCAGCUGGAUUCGCCAGCGCGACGCCAACAUGGCCGCCAACAAGGACAGCGACGUGCCACCCAUGCGCAGAGGCGAGUCUCUUGACCACCUGGAUGCCUCCUACAACUCCUGGCGCUCCUCGUGGACUCCCAGAAGCAACACUUACAGCCAAAACUACACCCGGCCUCACUCUGCCCUCUCCGGCAGCGCUGCCCAUUACGGUGGCGGACCUGCGGCCCAGCGGCCCGCUUCCUCCACCCUGCCCUCCUCCUACUCCAUGGGCUCCCUCCGAGGCGGGGCAGGAACCCCCUCGUCGCCCUGGUCCCGGCAGACGCCUUCCCCCUCACCCUCGUCCCCGUCACCCGCCGACUCCCCAGAGCCCACGAGUGAGCCGGACGCCCUCAAGCAGCGGAGCAGGUCAGUGAGUGGCAAGAAAAUCUGUACGUUCUGUGACACCCCGCUGGGAAAGGGAGCGGCCAUGAUCAUCGAGUCCCUUGGGCUCUGUUAUCAUUUGGGCUGUUUUAAGUGCAUCGACUGCAAGUCUGACCUCGGAGGAUCGGAAAUCGGCGCCGAAGUCAGAAUACGAAACAAACAGCUCUACUGUAACUCCUGCUACAUGCGAUUCAAAAUUGGCCAGCCAACCGCCAUGUGACGUCACUGUGCUCCAGCAGAUUGACGAAGAGACUACUUGUGACAACAACCCGUGAACAUUGAAGCCAUUGGCUCGGACAUACUUCCAAAUUUCGACUCUAGAAAAAAAAAAACAAUUUGACUGGUUGAAAAGAAUCAUGUUUGUGUUUUUACAGUGUGUGUGAUUGGGAGGGUAAGCUUGCAAAGAAGUUAUCUACUUUAAAAUAAAAAAUGUGUAUAUCUUAUUAAGUAUUACGGCUGUACAAAGUGUAAGGGUUCUGCAUGCACCGGAUAUUUUCAAUGUUGUAGCCAUGAAACUAGUUGCGCUUUAAACAGACUUUUAAAUCAGAUUUCCUACGACUUUAACUGAGACACGAUGUCGAGAUUUGGAGAGGAAACACCUGCAGGGUCGUCUCCUCGUUUUCAUGCUUUUUUCUCUUUCUGCUGAAGCUCGUGGUUAUAAUAACACGUUUGUCGACCGAGGUAUUCUUGUCAUGUGUACGUGCCUUUAUCAUUUGUACCAGGGAGAAGUUAUUAAGAUUAUUAGAAUCCUUUCAAAAAUAUAUUUAAAAAGGAAAACAAAAAAAACUGCUUGGAUAAGCGCUUGUGUGGAGUUAUCACUGAUAGAUGGAGGAUUGUACGCAGCAGCAGGUUUCCACGUGAAGAAUAUAUAUCCCAUUGAAUGGCAUCGAGGCAAAGCGUAACAUUUGUAAAUAAAAUGACUAAAUGCUCA
Messenger RNA from Scophthalmus maximus (turbot), 5752 nucleotides. It is a transcript of the gene lmo7a, whose product is annotated as LIM domain 7a. The transcript has 32 exons. Gene Ontology annotation, biological process: regulation of cell adhesion; regulation of signaling. Gene Ontology annotation, molecular function: protein binding. The record is from RefSeq and is a predicted model, not a curated record. NCBI's taxonomy places the organism in Eukaryota, Metazoa, Chordata, Actinopteri, Pleuronectiformes, Scophthalmidae. Bases 362 to 5041 code for a protein of 1559 amino acids.